CAGUCAGCAGGAAUAUACGGUACGCGGGGCACAACAUUUGCUUGAUCAUAGUAUGUUCACCCCCCUAAAAGAGCAAUCCUGCAGGAUAUUUCUUUAGCGCCCUGCUAUCGGUUUGCCGAAGAGUGCUUUAGUAUUGGCUGUAUUAUACCCUGAAAAUCUCUUGCAGGGUUAGAUUCAAAGAAAAGAUCCCAAACACACUGCAAGAACCCGCAAGAAUUUUCUACCACAAUACCGCAGAUCUAGUGUAUUGUAAAUACCACAAUGCUUCUUUAUACUUCGUAAAAUUAUCUUUUUUGCUUUUACGAUGUCUCGUUUUUGUUUUAUUGGAGGCAACGAUUUCCGUGUCAAGUACUACUGUAUGUGCAACUAUAGAGUAAUGUGAAUGUACUUCAAAUAACGGCUCUGGGAACUGACAACCUGCGAUUUCAGUAUUUUCCUAUCAGUGUUUCAGUGGUAAACUCCAUUAACGUUUAAGGGCUAUACGACGCUGCCUUCUCGACUAUACGACUGCUACAAAUACCAAUAGCGCAGGGAGUACAGUUUCUUGCCCUUAAAAAUCACAAACUGAAAAUUUUCCAAGGGUCUGGGAACGUUUGGUACAAGUCGUAAUCUCAGUGGACUCUAUGCGGUAAGCAACAACGAAUAUCUUGCAUCAGACUGCAGCUCAGAAGAGGCUCAUCUUGAACUGCGGAUUUCGACUGGCGUCGGUGUAAAUAAAGUUUAAACAGCCACAGGAAACACGUGAGGGAGGCAGUGUGGAGCAUGAUUGCGUUUCUCAUGUGUUUUGUUCUUCUGCCAAUAUCACGUUUACUACGCAAGUUUGCAGGUCGCAAACCAGAGCACGAUGACUUGGACAGAGGAGGAGCGCCCUCUCUCCCAAUGACCGAAAAGGAGACCUCAGUCGGGGGAGGGCUGCAGCUGGAGACUCUUCCUCAGGAGCAGAAUGCCCUGCUGGAGCAGCGGCUCGGCGCGGAGAGCGCUUCUCAGCGGGGGGGCUGUGCAGGGACAGGGGUCCAAUGGCCUGGCCAAGGAAGCCAGCAGGAAUUGGUGGCUCAGGGCGAUGCGCCGGUCUGGGGGGAGCGUUUUCUCAGGUGGGCAGAGUGUGAUCGGGCACACCCCGGCGAGCAGCCAGCGCAGAAUCCCAGCACGGCCCUGGAUUUGGGAAUGCUUCUGGGUGAGGCAGACGCUCAGAGCUGGGGGAUCGCGGCGGACCGUCUUCAGGAAGGAUGGAGUUCCUGUUCCUGGCCGGGGCCGGAGGAAGAGCAGUGUUAUCCCCCCUGGCAGGUUCAGGGCAUGAGUUACUACCCACGCAUGGAGACGGCACCUGUAGAAGAGGUGGGGAGAGUGUGGGAGGAUCUGUCUGGGUUGCACUCUCGGACAUGCGCUCCCCAGGGGUCCAGCCCUGCCACCACGGAGCCGUUCGAAUUCACAGUCAUGUCCUACAACCUCUUAUCCCAGGACCUGCUGGUGGCCAACCCCGACCUCUACGCACACUGCUUUCCGGAGGUCCUUGCUUGGGAAUUCCGAUUGCGGAACAUCCUACAGGAGUUCCAGACAUGGCAACCAGAUAUUUUGUGCCUCCAGGAAGUUCAGGAGAAUCACUUUUGGGAGCAGCUUGAGCCUGUCCUGUCAGUCAUGGGUUACUCGUGCGUUUACAAGCGCCGCACUGGCAGGAAGACAGAUGGCUGUGCUAUCUGUUACAAACCGGCCAGGUUCCGCAAAGUGUCGUGCAGCCUGGUGGAGUUCUACCGGCCGGAGGUGGAGCUCCUCGAUCGUGACAAUGUGGGAGUGGUGACACUCUUGCAGCCGGUGACCCCAGAGGGGUCAGAGGUGUGGGGUCAGAGGUCAAAGGCCCCACCCCUUUGCAUCGCCAACACUCACCUUUUGUACAACCCCAUGAGAGGCGACGUCAAACUGGCACAGCUGGCACUGCUGCUAGCCGAAAUUGACCGGGCACUGAAGCCCUGGCGAGAGGAAGGAGUACAGUGUCCAGUCAUUCUGUGUGGGGAUUUCAACUCCAUCCCUUACAUGCCUCUGUACCAGUUCAUCUGCACCGGCCAGAUGUAUUACCAUGGGCUGCCAGCUUGGAUGAUUUCUGGACAAGAAGACUUAUCACACAAACUGAACCAGAGGAGGCUGUACGCCCCCUUGUGGCCUAGCAGCCUGGGAAUAAGUGACAACUGUCAGUACUUCGCAGUCUGUGACAAGAAGAAGAAAAAUGGUCAAGAAAAAGAAGAAAAAGGGAAACUCCAGUAUAGUCACAAGUGUUUGCUUCAAUUUCGUUUCUGUGAAAUUGCCUGCACACGCCCAGAGUAUCUUGUGUGUAUUCCAGGAGUGACGGACGCUAAGCCAGAUCCCUCUAAAAUACAGGCACAGGCCCUAAAAUCUCUACCUGAACCUGAUCCAGAAAAAAGUUCAUCUAGGUUCAGAAACACAAUUUUUCAUGGUUUCGAUUUGACAUCGGUUUAUAGCCACUACAUCUCAGGCACAGAGAAGCGGGAAGUAACUACACUGCACUGUGGCUCUGGGGCCACUGUGGACUAUAUCUUUUACUCAGCUGUGCCUGUCAAUAACAGGAGCCAGCGAGGAGGAAGGCUGAAGCAGGAUGGAGUCCUGAAGCUGAUGGGUCGUCUCUCUCUGCUGUCAGAGGAGCAGCUCUGGUCCACGAAGGGACUGCCCAAUGAGGUCUUCUCCUCUGACCACCUGUCUCUCCUGGCUAAAUUCCAGCUGGACCACACCUGGUUUUAAUCGCCCCAGUGUAGAUGACUUGGAAGCUUGAUUUCUUGGAGGUAGAAGUUACAUAUAAAUGGCAAGAACUGUUUACACGUUCAGCUACAAUGGUUUCCCAUUUACUUUCUAAGUAUUACAACUACUGCAUCCUUGGAUGCUUGGAAAAUUAUUAUUUUAUUAGGAGCAGAAAACAAUUAGACUUCAGUACAAUUAGACUCCAGUACUUGCACCUCCUGUACCAGAUAUCAGCCAUGUCAACCUGUGGCAUCCUGAGGCAGUGGUAUUGAUACAGCAGUGCUCAGUAUUUCAAAUUUAGGAGCUGAGUCCUACACCAGGAAACUACAGAAUUCUGUGGUCUUUUCAGUUUUAAAAACAAAAUGUCUUUAAGUUUUCCUUCUUUUCCAGGUCUCUGAAACAAGGAAUAUAAAGAGAAACUUGCUUAUUGGUUUUGGCUUGUUUGUAAUGGGGUUGUUUUCAGCUUCGAAAGUUGUAUUCAUUCAACAUUUACCGACACUCUGAGUUAACACUUUGCUUUACCACUAUCACAAAGAAGCUGAAAAAAUUGACAUUUAGGUUUCUAAGUUAAGAGAUGUUUGUUUUUGCUUUUUCAGCAAGUUCUUGUUCUCCCAUUUCAAAUAAAUGGAUGAUAAGUUUAACAAUGUAAACAUUUUAUGAAUGCAACCUAGAGUGAGGAAUGAUGUUGAUUCUUGAACAAAGCACAAAAAAAUGGGAAUAUUUUAAGCUUGUUUUAAACAAAGUAAAAUUAAGGUUUAUUUUUAAGGGAAUGUAUGCAGGUAUUACACUUGUAUAAAUGUGAGAGGGAAGCUGCACAGGACCAAGUAAAGGUUGAUUCCGUGCUGAUAAAGCAGACAGAAAAAAAUACAUUGCACUUCUGAAGAAGGAUCAGCAGCUGAAACAUGUUUGUUCUUCUUUUACCUUUACCUGUUCCAUUUCACUAGUAUAGUUACUUAUUUUUAAAAGCACAAUUCUUGCUGUUUUGGUAGUUGCUUCAUAUUGCUUACAUUUUGUAACAUUUAACUAAGCAAUGAGAACAGGUGUGUAAGUAUAAUAAGAAAGAUGUUGAGAAUCAUAAUUGAUGAUUAAGGUCAAGCUGUCACCAAUUCAAUUGCAAAGAUGCUGUAUGUUGAUACCUUGUGAACUUCAUUUAAGCUCGUUUUUAUUUAUUUUAUGAAGAAACCUAUAAGACAUGUAGGUGUGCUUCUGCAGCAAUGCCAAACCCUGCGACACAGAAACAGAGUGCUUCCUUUUGUAUCAGUAAGCCAUUAUGUAAUGACUUUUCUUUUCCUAUACUUGUCUGUCCAGACUCCGUGGUUGUGAGUGUGCAUAGUUAAAAUACAGGUAGUUCAACAAUCACAUGAACCAUCAUUCGUGUUGCUCCUGGAGGCAUGAUUUUCCCCCUUUUCUUCCCUCAGUUACUUUAGUGUAUUCAAACUACAAAUGUAUUUUUAAGUGGCUGUCUGAGUUUUUGCCAGAGAACUUUUCUUUUUCCAUUCACGCAUAGUUUGUCCCCUUAAGUCUGUGCUGUGGAUGUUGACAUAUCAUUUCAGCUUACACAGUACUUAACAAGUAAGAAAAGCUGACAGAAUAAAUGUUGUGGAAAAUGA
Molecule: messenger RNA, 4355 nt
Organism: Lepisosteus oculatus (spotted gar)
Lineage: Eukaryota; Metazoa; Chordata; Actinopteri; Semionotiformes; Lepisosteidae
Gene: angel1
Product: angel homolog 1 (Drosophila)
Molecular function (GO): 3'-5'-RNA exonuclease activity
Source: RefSeq, a predicted model, not a curated record